Messenger RNA from Emiliania huxleyi CCMP1516, 591 nucleotides. RefSeq lists its product as hypothetical. The transcript has 4 exons. The record is from RefSeq and is a predicted model, not a curated record. Gene Ontology annotation, biological process: regulation of DNA-templated transcription. The coding region runs from base 1 to 591 and encodes 196 amino acids. Gene Ontology annotation, molecular function: double-stranded DNA binding. NCBI's taxonomy places the organism in Eukaryota, Haptophyta, Isochrysidales, Noelaerhabdaceae.
AUGGAUUCGACGCUUCGCGCGGCGAGGGACGCGGUCAAUUCGGCCGAGUUCUCGGCCGCCAACUGCGAGCUGCUGAGGGCGCGGCUCGGGCUGAGCGAAGGCGAGCUCCGCAGAGUCGUGGUGGCGUAUCCGACAGUGCUCGGCUACAGCUACGAGGACAACCUUGCGCCCUCGCUCGCCGCGUUGCAGCAGCGCCUGAGCCUGAGCGAGUCGCAGCUGCGUCGCGUGGUCAUCGCCCAGCCGCAGGUGCUCGGCUACAGCUACGACGCCAACGUCGCUCCCUCCCUCUCCAAGCUGCAGCGCCGGUUGCAGCUCUGCGACGAGGAGCUCGCCCGGGUGGUGGUGGGGCAGCCGGCGGUCCUCUCCUACUCUUUCGAGGCAAAGAUCGAGCCUGCGCUCGCAAAGCUGCAGGCCGCCUCGCCGCCCGCCUCGCCAGCCGCGCCCGCGCGCCUCGAGCUGAGCGCCUCCUCGCUGCGGCGCCUCGUCCUCCUCUACCCUGCGGUGCUCGGUUACAGCUACGACGCAAACCUGGCGCCGAAGCUGCAGCAGUGGCGGAGCGAGGAGAGGGGAGGGCUAAACAACUUUGUGUGA